AUGAACAACGUUCAAUUGCUUCAAGUUGAUCUCACUCAUUUAAGUUCAGAAGCAAAGAAGAGGUAUCCCGAUGUACGACAGCUAGCAGAUUCUGUCAUCAAGAGCCUAAAGUCGUUGAAUGCAACAACUCAACUUAAGGAUAUUACCGAUGAUAGUUUGAGAUUACAAACUAUCAAUGCAUUGAUACUAGCAUGUGAUUCGGGGAACUUAAAGCUCAACAAUGCCUCAAUCCCAAUCAUGCAGAAACUAAUUCAAGCGCGUUUCAUACCUAAGGAAAAACUCAAAGAUGUGUUGAGAACCUUCUCCGAUAAUUCGCACUUGGCCGAGGGGGUACAAGUGAGGAUUCUCCAGUGCCUUCAACAAUUCACUCAGGAGUACAAGCAAGAUAUUUCCGGAGUUGUGCUAUCCAGUAUGGUCGGUCUUUGUUCUGGGUUGACAACUACAAAUAAAGCGUCAAAUGUACUGGGUGUCGCCUCUGCUACUUUGGAGCAAGUCUUUUCCAAUGUAUUUGAUAACAUCAGUGACGCACCUCUAACAGGAAGUAACGAAAUCAAAAUUGAAAAUGAAUUGGAUGUACAGGUUGAUGAUGCUUCAUACGAAGGGUUCCGCGUCUUUGAAGAUUUGAAUAGUUUGGCAACAAACAAGAAACCGAAAUUCUUGAAUGCUGGAAUCACAAUUCGAAGCCAAUCUGCUCUCGAUAUAAUUGAAAAUGUUAUACUUCUGCAUGAUAAACUAUUCCGACAGCACAAGGAGUUGGCUUAUUUGUUGCGUGCUCAAACAGUUCCCUCCUUGUUGAAGGUUUUAAAUUCACCUUCAAGAAGCUAUCAAUUGACUCAGAGAUCCAUACGAGUAAUUCAAUCAUUGCUCACCACCCAACUCGAGAGUCUAGAGAUUGAAGUUGAGCUAAUAUUAUCCUAUUUGAACCAUGCAUUGCUCGAAAAUGACAAUCAUCAAAACGGAUCGGUACCGUAUUGGGAGAAAAUCCUAGUUCUCGAAAUGUUCAAGAAUGUAUUUUCAAAAUUUGAUGUUGUAAAGGCGAUUUAUGAAAAUUACGACCACGAUGAGCUGAAAAAGGAUGUGUUAAAGGAAUUGUUUACCGUUCUCAAUUCUUACUUGCAAAAUGAUAAUCUGUUGAAGGAUGAGGCUUUAGGAUAUGGUGAUGUGCAGGAUAUAACAACCUACAAUCACCAUUCCACGCUGGAUCUACUGAACACAGUUCCCUUUUCACGGAAGAACUUCAAGAUUCUGUUACUUGAUCAUUUGGAUAAGACGGAACCACAAACAAACAUCCCUGGCUCGUACACCCAGUACCUCAUCUUUGAAAUACUCGUCAACUAUUGCAAUGGAGUGUCCCAUUUCGUUACAACAUUGCUGGACAACACUUCUAAUGAGCAAGUCUUGGAAGAAGAUGUUGACUUUAUUAAUGCUAUCUUGGCGUCCACUGCUUCUGAAGUGAGCCAUUUGUUUAAAAGGUUUAUUUACGCUCAAUUGGAUGAUGAAUUGUUUCGUACCUUGUUGACUUCGUUUCAGAAAUUUGCCCAUUCUGUGGGGCUCUUGGGGUUGAACUCGAUACGAAAUGAGUUGCUUUCACAACUUGCAAAAGCAGCCAUAGUGAGUGUUAACAGUACCACACCUACCAAAGAAGAUAAUGAGUCUUCUUCGUUGUACGAUGAUUCAAAGAAGCACCUAUUGGCACUUGGUGGAUCAUUGGCCGAGUCAGUCAUCUCAAGUAGGAUAUCAAUGAGAAGUGAAAGUAAUGGUGCAAACAACACUUUACAACAGGAGAAUCUGAUCAGUUCCAACUACUUCAACUCGCGUCAUGUCCUUUGUUUGAGAACAUUGUUGAACUUGGCCAUUUCAUUGGGGUCAACGCUUGGUGAAUCUUGGGCAAUCAUUUGGAUUACGUCACAGUGGUGUGCGUGCUACCUCUACGGCCCAGAUGAGUAUAGCAACUUCUCGAGGUCUAAACAAAGUCAAGAAUUGGGGGUACCGGUCCCACAACAGCAACUAUCGGAAACUGAUUAUGGGAUUAUCCAAGCGUCGUUGAGGUCGCUUUUCGAAAAUAUAAGUAGUUAUGAACUGGACUCGUUUAAGCAGCUAUUGGCGUGUCUUAUUGAGUUGAAUGACAUUGCGUUUUCGGAAGAUGUUGAAAAAGUCGUCAAGCUAGGUUUGUCUGAAUCUCCCUUCAACAAGGCGUAUUUUUUGCAAAAGAUAUUCCAAAUUUGUCGACUUGCGCCAGCAAAGUUUUUAAUCGAGGAUGAUGCUGGCAUUUGGGAGUUAGUGACAUCGUACAUAACCAAGUUUGGAUCCAAAAGAAAUUUGCAUCCAAAGUUGCGGCUAUACGUUGCAGAGUCAUUUGGAAAUAUAGUAGAGGCAUUAGCAAGUGCAGGAUUCAAAGAUGAUUCAAUAGCUCAAAUUACCGCAACGAGGACUUUGGAAGGAUUACAUCAGUACAUUACACCGUUGUUUGAACAAGGUCCUCCCAAGGAGUUAUUGACUUUGAACUGUGAGACGGAGAUUCACUUGUCAGUAUUGACAAAAUUGCACUCAUUGAUUGACAAUUACGAUACGCAUUAUCAAGGUUCAUGGGCCCAAGUAUUUGAAGUUCUCAAUACUCCAUUCAAGGCGGUGGAAUCUGAUGAUGUUAAUUUACGGGAGAAGUUGCAAUACCUUGUGGAAAAGUCGUUUGAUACUUUGAAAUUGAUACUUGAUGAGUUUUUGUCGUCUUUGCCAUUUAAGCAAUUCAAGUACCUUAUUGAUACUUUGGUCAACUUUUCGUCCCAAACAUAUGAUCUCAACAUCUCAUUUAGCUCAGUUAGUUAUUUUUGGCUCAUUAGUGACUCCUUGAAGUCAAGAUUAGGACACUUUGAAGGUCAUAAAAGUAUGCCAAUUGAUAUCGAACUGGAAAAUGAACUUGUUGCAUUUAUUGACAGUAAUGACGAAUCGUAUCAAUCUUAUGUUUGUCUUGAAGUAUAUUUAUUAUUUUGUUUGGCGAAAUUGUCUCAACAAGAAACUAAUCGUGCACAAGUGAGAGAUGGUGCUCUACAAACUUUUUUCCAAAUUGUUGACGUACAUGGCCCCGCUUUGGAGCAGAGUUGGGACGUGGUGCAUUUGUUGGUAUUGCCAUGUUUAUUUAGUAUUGGGAUUACGUCAACUACGGAAGCAACUAUUACCCCAAAGGAGUCCUUGGAAACGAUUCGGUUGUUGUUGGAAGGAUUCACUAAUAUGUAUCGCAAAUUUUUCACCACCGCCGAUAAAACUAGUGAGUUUCAAGAUAGAUGGCAGAAAAUCUUUGAUUACAUGGAAAAGUUGUUGAGUUUGAAGCAUAUUGAAAUAAACCUGAUUGUAUUCAAGUCCAUUCGAGAUCUAAUUGAUCCUUCAACUGACAUAAGCACAAGAGAGAUUCGUCUGGCAUUGUUCAAGUUAUGGACGGGUUAUACCAUUGAGUAUGAUUUAGUAAAUUCAAGUUAUCAAGACUCGCUUGUGCAGUAUAUGCAGUGUUUCCCACCAUUGUACAAGAUUAUUCAAUCUGAGUUGAAUUUGCAGGAAGUUAACAAAAUUGUUGAUAUUUUCAACAAAGGAGCUAGGUAUCCCGUGUUGCCAUUGCACCAAUCUGACAUUAAUAAACCCAGUAAACUACAAUCGGCAAUAUUGGCAAACAUUGGCGUUUUGGACAAGGAUGAUUUGGAAAUACAAGCGUCAGUGGUGCAGCUACUUACAAAUAUAAUUAUCUAUCCAUGUGGGGUCCGAAUGAGAAUUGAGCAGAAGUUUCACAACAAUGCAUUUGUGCAAAAGAACUAUCAGAUACCUACAUUUGUUGCCGUUAGUCAUUUGGGAUUACAGUUGAUGAGAAGCAAGUUUGAAGAAUUUGGCUAUACGCAAGUGUUGACGGAUGAACAGGGGAUCAUCAAGACUUUAAAAGCGCUUAUUGAAGUUGUUGAGAAGAAGUUGUCUGGUAUUUCAACAACCUCUUCAGCACUGUCACUGCAGACUCCACUUUGGAGCGAAGCUCACCAGGUGUUGAAGACCCUUGUGGAGAAAUUGAUCAAUGGGCAAGAAGGACAAUUGAGUAGUGAAGUUUGGACUUUACUUGUGCAAUCUAUGAUGGUUACAUUUGCUUUUAGAUUGGAUGUUGAUUUAUCGGCUGAUGACUCAAAUGUUAAAAUUGCUCAUUAUCAAGAGUUGAGCAGAGUGAUUGUGCCGAGCUUGAUCAAAAAUGACAAUCUGUUGAUAUUGGAACUUGCACGUAAAAUGUAUGACAAUUCAUACCUUUACAAUCUCAAUGCCGAUGAAGAGGAACUUAUUUUGAACAGUAGUGUCACGAAGAAUGACAUACAAGCCAUUGACAAUUUAACCUCCUUCCAAUUUGAUGAGUUUUUCAGUACGACUGAAAGUUUACGAUUUUUCCCCAAUACGAGGAUCAGAUUCAAUUGUUUAUUGCAAUUGUUUGAGUUGCUGCAAUUUGAAACCAAGUUCAAGCCUGAUAUAGAGAUUUAUCUUUUGAGAAGGAUUAGUUUUACAUUGAGGAGGGCAGUUGCUGAUUUGAGAUUGAGUGGUGGUAGACCUUUGCCUCGAUUUCAACAGGAUGAAAUAGUGACUAUACUUGAGCAAUUGCAAGACAAGUUGCUGAAGGAAAGUGAUUCUUUGUCCCGUGGUAAUAUGCAAGAGUUUAAGAAAUUGAAUCGGUUAUUGGUGUUGCUUAGUCCGUUUGCAGAUAAGUUAGGUGAGAGAAAGUCACUUAUUCCUGAGCUUUUGAUGAAGUGUAUAUAG
This is a messenger RNA of Lodderomyces theae, 4770 nucleotides long. It is a transcript of the gene MON2, whose product is annotated as Mon2p. Bases 1 to 4770 code for a protein of 1589 amino acids. Lineage: Eukaryota; Fungi; Ascomycota; Pichiomycetes; Serinales; Debaryomycetaceae. The record is from RefSeq and is a predicted model, not a curated record. The transcript has a single exon.